AUGGCGCCACUCAAUAUAUUUAGAAUUGAAUUGGGUGCCAUGGCGCCAAGUUUCUUCAAAACCUUGGGCGCCAUGGCGCCAGCAUCACUGUCCAUUUUUUUCAAUUUGGGCGCCAUGGCGCCUGCCUCCCUGCAACCAUUCUUUCUCACAGAAUCCCACAUAACAGAUCAAGAUUCCAAGAAAGGACUGUUGAGGAUCGAGGACAGGAGUGGCGUCCAACAGAGGAAUUCAUUGCCUGCUGGCCUUCUAGAAUCUAUGGAAAAGUUAGCUGAUGAAAUGCGCCAGUGGAGUGGUGAACAACUAGCAGAGCAUCUUUAUAAAAUGCUAAAGGGUUAUAAUUAUCUUAUUGUAAUGAAUGAUCUGUGGGAUGCUAAAAUCUUGGACGAUAUGAAAAGAUUAUUUUCGGAUGACAGAAAUGGAAGUCGAAUUAUGCUGACUACUAGGCUAGAGAACGUGGCUAUUGAAGCCAAUUCUUGUCUACCCCCUCAUCACAUGCGUUUCCUUAGAGAGGAAGAAAGUUGGAAUUUACUUCGUGGGAAGGUAUUUGGAGAAGGUUGUUGUCCUCCUGAACUCAAGGAAAUUGUAAUCAAGAUUGCACGGAAGUGCCAUGGACUUCCACUUGCAAUUGUUGUGAUUGGUGGGAUCCUGUCAAAGGCCGAGAAGACAGAAGAAUAUUGUUACUUUCACUUGCCUCAUCAUUUGAAAGCCUGUUUUCUUUCCUUGGGAAUCUUCCUAGAAGGUGCUAAUAUUCUUGUCUCCACACUAUUCAAGUUAUGGGACACUGAAGGAUUCCUAACCCCUUCACGAUCUAAAAGCUUGGAAGACGUUGCUGAAGAGUACUUGUUGGAUCUUGUUAACAGAAGCCUUAUUUUGGUUCAUAAGCAUAGGUCUAAUGGUAAAAUUAAAACUUGUGGAAUCCAUAAUCUCUUACGGGACGUAUGCGUAAGAGAAGCUCGAGAGGAGAAGUUGUUUCAAGUUGCCAAUAGGUUCCACUUAUGUGUUGCGGAAGGCAUUAUUCUGUGCAGCAUAAGUAUCUAUUCAAAUAUAGAAAUUCUUCAUUCUGAUGCCAAAAUAGUGCCAACUUCACCGCUAAAGUCUAUUUUAUCUUUUUAUUGGAAUCUCCCUCAUUCAUUCAUUGUCUCUUUAAAUUUUAGGCUGAUCAAGGUAUUGCACAUGUUGAGUGUGCAAUUUUUUUCAAUUUUUGCCAACAUAGUUGAACUAGUUAGCUUGCAGUACCUUGCUUGCUUCCUUGGAGUUGAUUGGCUUUUGUCAUCAAUAUCACGACUUCAGAAUUUACAGAGCUUGUUUCUUUAUGUUCAAGGGGAUUCAAUAUAUCUACCAUUAUGGAGGAUGCCACUAUUAAGGCAUAUCUGGUUGACAGCAGUAAACCUGCCUGAUCUUGCAAUAACAGAGGGAGAAAUUCUUAUGUUCUCGAAAAUCUUCAAACACUAUCCAGCAUAA
Molecule: messenger RNA, 1461 nt
Organism: Olea europaea var. sylvestris
Lineage: Eukaryota; Viridiplantae; Streptophyta; Magnoliopsida; Lamiales; Oleaceae
Product: putative late blight resistance protein homolog R1A-10
Exons: 4
Coding region: 1-1461 (486 amino acids)
Biological process (GO): defense response to other organism
Molecular function (GO): ADP binding
Source: RefSeq, a predicted model, not a curated record